CAGAGGCGCUCACAGUGACCCGCUGCGGUUCUCCAGGGGAGCCUUAGCAUGUCCUUCCUCACAGAUUUCCAAGCACUCCUGUUCCUCACAGCCUCCGUUCACGACAACGGGCAAAAUGCUUCCUCCUCCCAAACGUACAGGAAAUGAACUUUGUUCCGUGUGAGUCCGCAGUGACCAUGCGUGACCCCCACGUCAACGUCACCUCCAACUGCUCUUUGGCCGCCUCCAACCUGACAGCCGUGGAGGACGUCCCGCAGCUCCCCACCUUCACCACGGCGGCCAAAGUAAGAGUCAUCAUCACGUUCAUCCUGUGCGGCGCGUCAGCCUUCUGCAACCUGGCCGUGCUGUGGGCGGCACGCAGGGACGGGAAGCGGAAAUCCCACGUCAGGGUGCUGAUCGUCAACCUGACCGUGGCCGAUCUGCUGGUGACCUUCGUGGUGAUGCCCGUGGACGCGGCGUGGAACAUCACCGUCCAGUGGCUCGCUGGGGACUUUGCGUGCAGGCUGCUGAUGUUUCUGAAGCUGCUGGCCAUGUACUCCUGCGCUUUCGUCACUGUGGUGAUCAGCCUGGACAGGCAGGCCGCCAUCCUCAACCCUCUGGCGAUCAACAAGGCCCGGAUGAGGAACAGGAUCAUGCUGGCGGCGGCGUGGGGUAUGAGUGUGGUGCUUUCGAUCCCUCAGAUCUUCCUGUUUCACAACGUGACCAUCGUCCAUCCUGAGAAGUUCACCCAGUGCACCACGCGGGGAAGCUUUGCCGCGCGUUGGCACGAGACGGCCUACAACAUGUUCACCUUUUCCUGCCUGUUCCUGCUGCCGCUGGCCAUCAUGGUCACCUGCUACGCCAGGAUCUUCCAUGAGAUCUCCAAACGACUGAAAAAGGACAACCUGCCCACCAGCAGAGUACGUCUGAGGUGCUCCAAAAACAACAUCCCCAAGGCCCGGAUGAGAACGUUAAAAAUGAGCGUUGUGAUCGUCUCGUCUUUCAUCGUCUGCUGGACACCCUACUACCUGCUGGGCCUCUGGUACUGGUUCUUUCCUGACCACCUGGAGGACAAGGUGUCCCACUCACUGACCCACAUCCUGUUCAUCUUCGGGCUGGUAAACGCCUGCCUGGAUCCGCUGAUCUACGGCCUGUUCACCAUCCACUUCAGGAAGAGGCUCCAGAGGAAGCACCCCAACACCGCCUCCGCCGGCGACGCGGAAAACGCCACCGUCUUAACCGGAUCGUUCACGUCUCCGGCCCUCUCGCUGUCCCUGAGGAGAGAGUUGAGGCGCCUCAGUCAGGAAAAGCUGGUGCUUUGCGGCGACAGCCACAGGAAAGCAGAGCUUCCGCCGCUAAGCAGCAGCUUUCUGGGAGAGGACAGAGAUCUCCAGCAGUCCAGUUCCGAGAGCAUCUUGUGA
Molecule: messenger RNA, 1400 nt
Organism: Poeciliopsis prolifica (blackstripe livebearer)
Lineage: Eukaryota; Metazoa; Chordata; Actinopteri; Cyprinodontiformes; Poeciliidae
Product: gonadotropin-releasing hormone II receptor-like
Exons: 4
Coding region: 144-1400 (418 amino acids)
Biological process (GO): G protein-coupled receptor signaling pathway
Cellular component (GO): membrane
Molecular function (GO): peptide binding; gonadotropin-releasing hormone receptor activity
Source: RefSeq, a predicted model, not a curated record